UGUUGAAAUCCUUCCUUGAAGCUACUACCUGUUCAGCACUUUGCACACACGCUCUUGUGUAAUCCACGUUGUUUAAAAAGUGCCUUAUAGAUACUGUUUGACAUUCUGACAUAUUUUCCCCAAGUAUUUUCGGAUUAGUAGGACGAUUUUAAAUUGAAGAACUUUUACUAUUGGAUUAAAAGAUACAUUUUCUACAACUCUGGGGAUUCUUAGCUUUCGACUACCAGCUACUCAGAUGGCACAUAUUUUCGUAUAUGGCACUCUUAAAAAGGGCCAGCCCAACUACUACAGGAUGUUGGACACCACUACAGGCAAUGCCAAGUUCCUUGGCCGUGCUCGUACUGUUGAGAAAUACCCCCUGGUGAUAGCCAGCAAGGACAAUAUCCCCUUCCUCCUCAACAUACCUGGAGAGGGACACCGUGUCCAGGGAGAAGUCUACAGUGUGGAUGAACCGAUGCUGAAGUUUCUUGACCGGUUUGAAAGCUGUCCACAAAUGUACCAGCGAACAAAGAUCCUGCUUGAGGUGGAGGAGUGGGUUGAAGAAGGAGUGGGGACACCUCAAGUUGGCAGUACCAUUGACACAUUUGUGUACAGUACGACUACUUACAAGCCUGAGUGGCUCCAUUUUCCUACCUAUGACAACUAUGAUUCAUAUGGUGAUCACGGUCUGCAGUAUGUAACUCGAGAAGCCAGAGACUCUUGACUAAUAUUAUUGGCUUGUUCUUCUACAGAAAUAAACACAGCCAUGCAAACAUAUUUUCCACAAUGACCAAAAUCAUUCCUUUUUGCAUUGGAAAAUAAAAAUAAAGAAUUUUAAUGCCA
Molecule: messenger RNA, 822 nt
Organism: Silurus meridionalis
Lineage: Eukaryota; Metazoa; Chordata; Actinopteri; Siluriformes; Siluridae
Product: gamma-glutamylaminecyclotransferase-like
Exons: 3
Coding region: 236-703 (155 amino acids)
Molecular function (GO): gamma-glutamylaminecyclotransferase activity
Source: RefSeq, a predicted model, not a curated record